Molecule: messenger RNA, 868 nt
Organism: Didymodactylos carnosus
Lineage: Eukaryota; Metazoa; Rotifera; Eurotatoria; Philodinida; Philodinidae
Source: the annotation of a GenBank genome assembly
CGGUAUCCUUAGUUUUUGCUAUUUGAGGAUCCCCAAAAAGGUCAAAAUAUAGGUAAUCGACUGUCCUUAACAUCGUUCAAUUUAAAGAAGGCACUUAUCUAUCUGAAAAAAUGGAUAGGUUGCUAUUUUAAUUUCAGAAACCACAACGUUGUUUUCCAAAGAUUGUCAGGGAACGGGAUCUUCUGAAGAGUUUCAAAACUAGUUUUUACUUAGUGAAAGUUGUGGGAAAGUGUCUAUUUUCAGAAUCUGAAAACCGCAGAUCACUAUCGCUUUUCUAUCAGAAGUUAUUUAGAAAAUAGCCUAGGAAGCUGUUUUUUGGCGUCGAUAAUAGUACAACUAUUGAAUAUACUUCUGAGAAACCAUUAUUGUUUUUUUAUGAGAAUGUACAUUGAAGCAAUGUUUUGUUUUUGUUAUUCACGUUUAUCACCAGAUGCUCUUUACUUUGUUCUUUGCUUGUAAUUAUCUUACGAUCGUUAGUUGUAUGCUUUAACAGUAAUAUAUAAAUAUCUUUUUUGUUUACUUUUAGAAAAAUGUUAUUUCGAAUAAUAUCAUGGAUCAUGGCGCUAUAGCAGCUACCACAACUGAAAUUCCUAUAUUCUCAACACAAACAUCUGCCGUUCUAUCUUCUAAAGGUGAUAUUAGUUUAGCAGCUAUUGACAAUGGUCUAGCAUUUCCAUUUAAACAUCCGGAUGAAUGGCGUGCAUAUCCUUUUCAUUGGGCAUGGUUACCACAAGCAAAAAUAUCAUUUUCGGAAGAAAUAAAACAGUUAAUGUUACCACUUUUAUCCGAUACAAACUAUGUUGAACGUGAAUUAUGUGAUGAAAUACGAAGAUUAUUUGCACAAGACAAAGUAAAGAGCAUCUGGUGA